This is a messenger RNA of Rotaria socialis, 660 nucleotides long. Lineage: Eukaryota; Metazoa; Rotifera; Eurotatoria; Philodinida; Philodinidae. The record is from the annotation of a GenBank genome assembly.
AUGCAUGUGCGUGGUAAUAAAGAUCCGAAUCAAACUAUGAGGCGUCCAAUGACAGCUGCUCAACAAAUUGGCUGGUGGACAAAAGAUGAACCAUUAAAAACCAAAGAACCAUGGACUCAAGAAAAACGUCAUGUUCAUGCUCAAUCUGAAAUGACAAAAUUUGUUGAUGAUAUGAGUCACCAAGCAUGUAUAUGGGCAUUGGGUAUAUCACAGAAUGCUGUUAAUGAAACUGAAUAUAUUAAGAUUACACAUGACUACACAUUAGCAGCUGCUAAAUCAAUCGCCAAUGUCAAUCCAACUAUGCGAUUCAUAUUUAUUAGUGGAAUGGGUGCUGACUCAACGGAACAAAGUCGAUUUUUAUUUGGACGUAUUAAAGGUAAAACUGAAAAUGACCUAGUCAAAGAAAGUGGCCUCAAAGAAAUCUAUACGGUACGUCCAGCUGGCAUCAUAUUUACAGAACAACCGUCAAAUAAACCUUGGUAUGAACGUGCAUUCACACCUGCUUUGCGUGUCUUCAAAGUUAUUAAACCGGCAUGGGUUAUUACUGCGAUAGGAUUGAGUCGUACAAUAUUAUAUUUAGCAAAAAAUGGUCAUCAUGCAACAUUAUUUGAAAAUCAAGAUUUAAGAAAUAUUAUCAGUGAAAAUCAUUUGUUGGAAUAG